Vombatus ursinus (common wombat) is the source of this 1665-nucleotide messenger RNA. RefSeq names its product EF-hand calcium binding domain 12 (gene EFCAB12). Lineage: Eukaryota; Metazoa; Chordata; Mammalia; Diprotodontia; Vombatidae. The record is from RefSeq and is a predicted model, not a curated record. The transcript is spliced from 8 exons. The coding region runs from base 28 to 1665 and encodes 545 amino acids.
AGACCACCACAGGAAGAAGAAGCAGAGAUGCAUUCUACUUGGUUCCAGCAUUUCAAGGAUUCCAGGAAGCCUGGCUUUAAAAUGCCCCAAUGCCGCCACCGUAUUAUCAUUGCACCCCCCAUGCCAAAGCACGUUACCGGCGAAUGCAAGGUUGCAGUGGAAGCUGUUCCUUCCCUUGAAGUGGAGUCUUCAACCCAAUCCUAUAAAACAGUAAACAUUUCACAGGAAGAACAGCAGGUGGAGGGCGGAGAUGAGGUGCAAGUGUGGCUGGCCCAGAGGCUAAAAACAAAGAGAGAUCUGGACAUUUUUGUGAACCUUGAGAAAUGGAUCCAUUGCAAGCCCAGUAGGACAAAGUUAGAGAACCGAGUGUUAAAGAAGAUUUACAGGGAUAGAGAGAAUGAUCUAGCUGCCCGGAGAGCAGCUGAGAUUGCUUCUGCUGAGAUCACAAAACCUGUCCAGUAUGUCCACAGAGUUAUCCCCUCACUCAUCGUGCCCGAACCCUCAUGCCUGUCAGUCCUAUAUGAAUAUCUGUUAAGCCAAAAGAUCAAAAUAAUUGAAAUGUUCUUCAAGGCAGAGUGGGAACAUCAGAUCUCCAGGGAAGAGUUCGUGGAAGGAAUGAAAAGAGUUGGUGCUCCUCUGACUGAACGGGAGUUGGAGGAUGUGGUGAUCUAUCUAGGCUCCAUGAACAAGCAGGGCGUCAUCUAUCGGGAAGACCUGGUAGAUUCAUAUAGACGUUGGGUUGCUGCCAAGAAAAAUGAUAGCCAAGAGAAAAAGAAAUAUUUUAACUACUGGAAAAGAUUGAGACUCAAAAGGCAGCAUGUCAAACGUAAGAAGGCAAAGAUUUUGACUCCCCCACCCUCCACGCCAAAACUACCCUUAUUGGAAGUGCUUCCCAUUAACACGGAGCCAGAGAGAAUGCAUCUGACCUAUGAGGACAUGGAGGAAGUUGGGAAACGAUACAAGGAGUUGAGGCGACAGUCCAAGAAAAAAAUCAAUCCCUUGGUGUUUAUGGAAAAGCGUCACCUAGUACGAACUGGCAACAAGGCCUAUGAUGACCACUGCCUCCCAUCCACUCUGCCAGAUGAGUUUGGGGAGAUGAUUAAUGUCUUCCGAAGGGCUACCUUUUUGGUCUACCUGAAGUGUGUGAAGGCAUGUGAAGCCUACGAAGUCCCACUGACCGAAAAGACCCUCAUGAAAGCUCUACUUUACCCUGGAGAUAAACUCAUCUUGGAGAAAAAAAAUGUUCUCAAGCUCAGACAACCAGGAGGCUAUUACGAUGAAGUGAAAGAAUUUAUACCGACUAAAGAGAAGUUCCAUACGAUACAAGAGUCAGUACCUGUGAAGACGUCACAGAGGCCAAUUAAGAAAAUGAGUUUUGGAGAGUUUGAGGCUCUGACCAGGAAACUCAAGCACAAGGGCCAUCGUAGGACUUACAGUGAGAUUCAGGGAACCCACCCCAAUUUCUUCUGGCCGGGACACCUUCUGGAUAAACUGCUGCUAUACCUCCCCAACAAGAAGUGGAAAAGGCAACUGGUUCUUUUCAGCCAGGUGGAGAAGUUGCCUCACACCUACCCAGCCAUCUACCAUCCUGACCGCUUUUGGCCCAUUUCUGAUGCAGGCUAUAUAACCUUUGGCAAUUUUGAUCAUCAUAAAAGAAGCUGCUGA